AUCUCUGGCACAGCAGAGAUCACACACUAGAAGUUAGUGGAGAGUGGCAAAUAUAACCUUUCUCCUGGAGUACUCUGUAUUUCAGAAACAGUUUCCAGCUGGGAUUAGUCGUAGCCACUUAUUUCAUUGAUUCUGUCUACAUAGAUAGGUCCUUCAUAAGCACUUGAUACUGUUUACCAAAGAAAUGGUGAUGGAGAAGCCAAGUCCCCUGCUUGUAGGGCGGGAGUUUGUGAGGCAGUAUUACACACUCUUAAACAAAGCCCCAGAUUUUCUGCACAGGUUUUAUGGGAGGAAUUCUUCCUAUGUUCAUGGAGGACUUGACCCAAGUGGGAAGCUGGCAGAAGCAGUAUACGGGCAAGCGGAAAUCCACAAGAAGGUCAUGUCUCUGCAGUUCAGUGAAUGCCACACAAAGAUCAGGCAUGUGGAUGCUCAUGCCACGCUGAGUGAUGGCGUGGUGGUGCAAGUCCUUGGAGAACUGUCAAACAAUGGCCAACCUAUGAGGAAAUUUAUGCAAACGUUUGUGCUUGCUCCUGAGGGUUCAGUGGCAAACAAAUUCUACGUCCACAAUGACAUCUUCCGUUAUGAGGACGAGGUCUUUGGCGACUCUGAAGCUGAGCUUGAUGAAGAAUCGGAGGAGGAAGUUGAGGAAGAGCCGGAGGAGAGGCAGCCAUCCCCAGAACCCAUUCAAGAAAGCCCAAACAGCAGCUACUAUGAAGCUCACCCUGUCACGAAUGGAGUAGAAGAGCCCAUGGAGGAGCCAGCUCCAGAACCAGAGCCGGAGCCUGAACCAGAGCCUAAAGUAGAGGAGAUAAAACCUGAAGUAGAUGAGAAGGGUAUGGAUGAAAUGGAGGAGAAGGCACCAUCUCCAGCACCUGUGGAGUCACCACCACACACCCAGGAGCCUCCCAAGCCUUUCUCCUGGGCUUUGGUAACGAGUAAAAACCUGCCUCCUACUGGCACAGUCACCUCUUCUGGAAUAUCACCACAUGUUGUUAAAGCUCCAAGUUCACAGCCCAGAGUUGAAGCCAAGUCGGACACACAGACAGCACCUCUUCGCCCCAGAGACCAACGCACACGUGAUAGACCCACCUUUACUCAGCGUGGUCCAAGACCUGAUGGUGUUGCAUCUUCAGAUACACAAUCGGGGAAACCACACUUGAGCUUUGUUAACAAAGGUGGCAGAGACUCAGAGACUGGUGAUAUUGACAGCAGACGGAUUGUUCGGUACCCUGACAGCCAUCAGCUUUUUGUUGGCAACCUCCCACAUGACAUUGAUGAGAUAGAGCUCAAAGAGUUCUUUAUGACGUAUGGAAAUGUGGUGGAGCUGCGAAUCAACACCAAGGGAGUUGGCGGAAAGCUGCCAAACUUCGGAUUUGUGGUCUUUGACGACUCUGAUCCUGUGCAAAAAAUCCUGGGGGCCAAGGUAGAAGGGCCCAUCAUGUUUCGAGGCGAGGUGCGUCUGAAUGUCGAGGAGAAAAAAACCAGGGCAGUGCGUGAGCGAGAGACCCGUGGAGGAGAUGACCGCCGGGACAUGAGGCGCAACGACCGGGGUCCCGGAGGUUCGCGAGGUCUCGCGGGAAGCGGCAUGAUGCGUGAACGCGACGGGAGAGGACCCCCACCUCGCGGCGGCAUGGCGCCUAAACCCGGCAUGGGUUCUGGGAGAGGCUCUGGUGGCCAAGCUGAUGGCCGCUUCACAACCCAGCGUCGCUGAGGAGCACCACCUGAAGUGUGGAAGUAGUACCGUGUUCUUCAUCUUCAACCGUUCUCGUUAACAAAAAGAAAUCUUCAUGUAUAAAGUAUAUAUUUGUUUUCUCUUUUUUUUUUUUUUUUUCGUUUUUGUUCCCUCUAAGUUUUGGAAUGUGACACAGCCUGUCAACUAUUUGUGAAAUAGACAAACCAAAAUAAGCAAAUGAAAAAAAUUUCGCUUAUUAGUUGUGAGACGAGCAUCCUUCUCUGGUAUCUCAAGAAUUCACAAACUUUAAUUUGUAAAUUUGUGAGAAAAGGCAAACCAGUCUGGAGUAAUCUGCCACAUUAGGAGGGACUGACAAGACUUGAAGCUACAACAAUACAGCCCAUCAUUUUGAAAAGAGAUUAUAUGCCUUGACUUAACUGAGGUGUUGCUUCACAGAAUCCCUCAAUUGCACAUUUUAUAUCGUAGUUUUCUGCCAGUUACUGUUGAAGGAGAGUGAGAUGCAAAAUCUGUGCAGUUCCAGAGGAAAGGCUUGCCUUCUACAUUUCCCUUUUUGAGAGACCACUGCUUCAAAAUUGCAUAAUGCACUCAUCAAUAUGCACUAAUGGGUACUUUUGUCAUGUUACAUUGACAUCCAUGCUUGGACCACAGCUGGAGAGAGCUGUUAAUCUCAAAGCGACACAACUUAGUGGGACAGGCCUCUUUCACAGCUGGACUGCUGUGACCAAUGUAUUUCUCACUUUUGACCCAAAACUACGCUUCAUUUACUGCUGGAUGGACAAAAUGACGAGCAAAUCUACAUUAUAUAAUUUUUUUUUCGUCUUCAUUUGUAAAUUUAAAUAAUACUUCAAAGCCUGGACUUUCACCAAAUGAGUGGAGGAUGGAGGAUGAACAAUAGAGGAAUGGUAUGACAGCAGCUCGCUCUGUUUUUUUCUUCUGAUUCCAAGUUUUAGUUUUUUUUUUGUUUGUUUUUUUUCCUGCCAGCUUGACUGCGAAACUGGGACGAGCGAAAGCUUCCUCCCUCUUCCCUCCCUUCCUGUUUCGAGUGCGGAGUAAUCGAAUAAAUGUACAGCAGAAAUCAGUUUACUGUAUGUUUUGAUUUUUCUGUGUUUACUUUCAUGUCUCUUGACUUGAUUAAAAAGCAUGAUGGUGCCUUCUGUUUCACCUUUUCCAGUAUUACUGAAGUGUGAAGCGGUUCGGGGCUUGUCGCCUUUUGGUAUACAGAGCUGCUUAUUUUGGAAUAUAUUCUGCUGGGAACUGAUUAAAAAAAAAAAAAAAAAAGAAAAGAAAUCCCAGCAUUCACAAGACUUAGGUUUUUCAGGUGCAUAUUUCAUUUUCCCAUACUGUCUUACUACCUAAGAUGAUCUGCUGUGAGUUUUGUACAUUGUUUUGUUGUAAUUGUCUGUUUUUGGUUUUGUAAAGACAAUUGGUGCCUCAUCUGAAGAACACCCCCACAAACACCAAAAGAAGAAAAAAACAUGAUGGUACAUUUAGAAAUGAGGAUAUACUUUCUGUCUUGGUAGAUUACAGCUCUCUAUGGUUAUAAUUGCAUCGAACUAAGUUUUUAAAAGGUGUAAACGUCUUAUGUGAUUCAGAGCUUUUUUUUUCUUUUCUUUUAUUCUUGUGCCUCUUGGCAGAACUUGGAUUAAUCCAUGAUUUCAGAAGGUUUCUUUUUUUUUCUCUUCCUCUUCUCUCUCCUAAAGGUUUUGUAAUCUGGGGUGGGAUGGAAUGGAGCUAACCGUUUAGUAAAUAACUGUGCUCAGUUUUCUAUUGUCAAUGCAUUUGUAUUUCCAUAUGAUUAUUCCACUUUCUUUUUUUUUUUCAUUCAAAGGAGGUUUGGUUGGGAGGGGAGGCCCUUGGUUACAGCUGGGAAGGAAAACAUUUUUUUUUUGGUCUUGCACUGAAAUGGGAAGUAAAAUGAUGUAGCAUUUUUCUUGACAAAUAUACCACGGUCUUCCUUGUCUGGUGGUAUUGCACUAUUUCCAAUAUUGGAUAAUCUGUUGGUCUGAACAAAGCCUUUAAAAAAUUCUCACCUGGUAAUGAAAAACAAAAAACUAAUCAACAAAUCAGCAUGAAAUGUUGGCUCUCCUACAGUAAAUAAUGAAAAGAAGUAGAUGUACAGACAUAGCCUAUUUGUGACAGCUGCUCUCCCUUGUGGAUGAAAAGUAUUUUCAGAUUAGAUUUGGGACAUAAUUUACCAUAAACUUGUGACCUAAUAUAACAGAAAUAAAUGCUCUUAGUCCUUGGGUGUCUAAAUAUUUCUCAUGGGUGCCUCGACUUUAUUUUUCAGUUAAUUGUUUACCAUGAAAUCUUGACAGCAGGCAUGCUUUUUUUUUUUUAAGACAUUACAGCAGUGGUCAGCGAGGAGUGGUGAAGAAGAGCCAUCAUGCUUUCAGACCAAUUUUUUUUUUUUUUUUUUUUUUUUUUCAUGUUAUUGGUAAACUGUUUAAACAUAAAAAAAAAAAAUAAUGAUCAGCUAAUUGUUUUAAGUCUGAGCUCUUGCAAAGACUUCCCUUCCCAAACUGUAAAGGAUCCUCACAAGAAACUAAGAAGCUGUAAAUUUGUUCUGUUAUUAAAAAUACGGUUAGUGGAUCCUCAUCGUGAAUCAUUCCAGUUCUGAGUGGAAAUAGAAAUACAUUCUCAGCUUUAGCAGGUGUGGUAAACAACUGGUGGCCAUCUUAAAUUUACUGUUUACCCUUUAACUUGUUAGUACAAAACUGUUGCAGGUGGAAAAUCAUUCUUUUUCUUUGUUUUUUUUCCCCCUUAACAUUCUGAAUGUGUUGAAUUAAACAUACAAUAAACUACUGAUAACAGCAGCACUCAUAA
Cololabis saira (Pacific saury) is the source of this 4516-nucleotide messenger RNA. RefSeq names its product G3BP stress granule assembly factor 2a (gene g3bp2a). Gene Ontology annotation, molecular function: mRNA binding. The record is from RefSeq and is a predicted model, not a curated record. The transcript has 13 exons. Gene Ontology annotation, cellular component: cytosol; ribonucleoprotein complex. Bases 185 to 1711 code for a protein of 508 amino acids. Lineage: Eukaryota; Metazoa; Chordata; Actinopteri; Beloniformes; Belonidae.